This is a messenger RNA of Fundulus heteroclitus (mummichog), 5699 nucleotides long. Its product is annotated as solute carrier family 12 member 6. NCBI's taxonomy places the organism in Eukaryota, Metazoa, Chordata, Actinopteri, Cyprinodontiformes, Fundulidae. The transcript is spliced from 28 exons. The record is from RefSeq and is a predicted model, not a curated record. Gene Ontology annotation, cellular component: membrane. Gene Ontology annotation, biological process: potassium ion homeostasis; chloride ion homeostasis; cell volume homeostasis. Gene Ontology annotation, molecular function: potassium:chloride symporter activity. Bases 636 to 4217 code for a protein of 1193 amino acids.
CGACGGCAAGGAAGUUGGGACCUGAGUACCGCAGUCGCGUGCUGCUGUUUUUGGUGGGUCGCUUGUGUGGAGAAGCCCCGGCACGGGAGGUACAUGUUUACGGAUAAAGCUGGAAGGAGGCGCGUGGUGGAGGAGCUGCUUUGCGGAGACGGCGGACAGAUAGAAUAAAACUCCCUGAAGGUAUUUUUUUCUGGUCCAGGUGCUUUUAUAUCAUGUUUCCACGAGAAGCCUUUCAGAUCUCCAGGCAAUCACACUUUUUAGUUGACGGCACAGCUUCUCCUUAGCAACACUUCCUACCGUUUGCCUCAGAUAUUUAAAGGUUAGACAAGCCAGUGCUAGCGUCUGUCUGAGAGCAGCCACGCUGUGAUCAGACCUGGGCUUUUCCCUUUGGCACCACAGGAAGCCUGUUUUUUUUAAAUAAAACAACCACUCUGCCUCAAUGGAGUGUUUCACGACCCAACGGAGGAGCUGUAGAGGUGGCUGUUACCUCUGCAUCAGCUGGGAGAUAGCCUAGCUCAGGUCAGCACAGUGCCGCCCCCAUCCCUCAGCUCCCUGCAUCCCACACAGCCACCCCCCCACCCCCCUCUCCCCACUCUUUCCUGUUUUCUGUCACAAACCUCUGCUAGCUGCCCGCCAUGUCAUCGGUCCGCUUCACGGUGACGCCCACCAAGGCCGAGGACCUCCCCCGGCUGUCCGACACAUCGCCCGACAUCAGCUCCCGCCCGUCUGCCCGCGUCCGAUUCGGCUCCAGGGAGAGCGUCAAUCGGAGCGACCCGCUGAGCGAGGGCUCGGGAGGUGUGACCACCACGGGAGGGAACGACACGCCAGAUCGCUGCAGCGUAGACCAAGGUGAUGGAAACUCAAAAAUCUCCAGUGUUUACAUCAACAACAGUCAUGGGAUGGAUGACGAUGACUUCUACGACAGGAACUUGGCCUUGUUUGAGGAGGAGAUGGACACCCGGCCGAAGGUGUCCUCUCUGCUCAACCGGCUGGCCAACUACACCAACCUGACGCAGGGGGCCAAGGAGCACGAGGAGGCCGAGAGCAUCGGUGAGAAGAAGAAAGCCAGCAAGCUGCCACAGAUGGGGACGUUCAUGGGCGUCUACCUCCCCUGCCUUCAGAACAUCUUUGGAGUCAUCCUGUUCCUGAGGUUGACCUGGGUGGUGGGAACCGCUGGCGUGCUGCAGGCCCUCUGCAUCGUCUUCAUAUGCUGCUGCUGCACGCUCCUGACCGCGAUAUCAAUGAGCGCCAUCGCCACUAACGGAGUUGUGCCAGCUGGAGGCUCCUACUUCAUGAUCAGCCGCUCUCUGGGUCCAGAGUUCGGUGGGGCCGUGGGGAUCUGUUUCUACCUGGGCACCACCUUCGCCGGAGCCAUGUACAUCCUGGGAGCCAUCGAGAUCUUCCUGAUAUACAUCGUACCCCAGGCUGAGAUUUUCACAGGCGAAGAUGCAGCCAUGUUGAACAACAUGCGGGUCUACGGCAGCAUCUGUCUCCUCCUGAUGUCCCUGCUCGUCUUCGUGGGCGUAAAGUACGUCAACAAGCUGGCCUCCAUCUUCUUGGCCUGCGUCAUCGUCUCCAUCAUUUCCAUCUACGUGGGAGCGUUCGUCUCCGCCAUCCAAGAGCCUCCUUUUCCCGUGUGCAUGCUGGGAAACAGGACUAUCAGCGGCCACUUGAUCAGUGACGACAGCCCGUGUAACAAAACCAUCCCAGUGGAGAUAAAAGAUACAGCGGAGAGCUUUGACAGCAACUUUACCCUUGGCUCUGAAAACAGCACCGAUGGACCAAGCAUCGUCCCCACCGACGCUCCCGUUGUGGUGCUGAAGACCACGUUACUCUGGAGAGAGUUUUGCCAGAGUCCAGAGCUCAACGCUACAUGUGACGAUUACUUCAGCACCAAUAGUUUCACCAGUAUUAGAGGGAUUCCUGGGCUGGCCAGCGGCAUCAUUUCAGAGAACCUGUGGAGCUCGUACAUCAGCAAAGGCGAAGUGCUGGAGAAAAGCUCGCUCGGCUCCUCUGAUGCGGCUCAUCCAGCGUCAGCUUCUCAUCCGUACGUGUUUGCCGACAUCACCACCUCCUUCACCCUGCUGGUGGGCAUCUUCUUCCCCUCCGUCACAGGAAUCAUGGCUGGCUCAAAUCGGUCGGGAGAUUUAAAAGAUGCCCAGCGCUCCAUCCCCAUCGGGACCAUCCUCGCCAUCCUCACCACGUCUGUGGUCUACCUGAGCAGCGUGGUGCUGUUUGGAGCCUGCAUCGACGGCGUCGUCCUCAGAGACAAGUUUGGAGAUUCGGUGAAAGGCAAGCUGGUGGUGGCCACCCUGGCCUGGCCCUCUCAUUGGGUCAUCGUGAUCGGCUCCUUCUUCUCAACGUGCGGCGCAGGCCUGCAGUCGCUGACCGGCGCGCCCCGCCUGCUGCAGGCCAUAGCUAAGGACAACAUUAUCCCGUUCCUACGGGUGUUCGGACACGGGAAGGCUAACGGCGAGCCCACCUGGGCCCUGCUGCUGACGGCGCUGAUAGCUGAACUGGGGAUCCUCAUCGCCUCUCUGGACCUGGUCGCCCCCAUCCUCACAAUGUUCUUCCUGAUGUGCUACUUGUUUGUGAACCUGGCCUGUGCCCUGCAGACGCUGCUCAGGACCCCCAACUGGAGGCCACGCUUCUCCUACUACCACUGGACCUUGUCGUUUCUGGGGAUGACCAUCUGCCUCGCUCUCAUGUUCAUAUCUUCUUGGUACUACGCAAUCGUUGCCAUGGUGAUCGCUGGCAUGAUCUACAAAUACAUUGAAUAUCAUGGGGCAGAGAAGGAGUGGGGGGAUGGGAUCCGCGGUCUGUCGCUCAGCGCUGCCCGUUACGCUCUUCUGAGGCUGGAGGAGGGACCUCCACACACCAAGAACUGGAGGCCCCAACUGCUGGUGCUGCUAAAACUGGACGAAGACGCCCACGUCAAGUCUCCUCGUCUGCUGACGUUCGCCAGCCAGCUGAAGGCGGGGAAGGGCUUGACCAUCGUCGGCACGGUCGUCCCCGGAAACUUCCUGCAGACAUAUGGAGAGGCUCUGGCUGCCGAACAGACCUUGAAGCAUCUGAUGGACAAGGAGCGGGUGAAGGGCUUCGUUCAGUGCAUCGUUGCUCAAAAGGCACGCGAGGGAAUCAGUCACAUGAUCCAGUCAAGCGGGCUGGGAGGAAUGAAGCCCAACACCGUGGUGAUGGGCUGGCCUCAAGCCUGGAGGCAAAGUGAGGACCCGCAGGCCUGGAAGACCUUCAUCAAUACGGUGCGGGUGACCACGGCGGCUCACCUGGCCCUGCUGGUACCCAAGAACAUCUCCCUGUUCCCCAGCAACAGCGAGCCGUCCACAGAGGGCUACAUCGACGUGUGGUGGAUCGUUCACGACGGCGGGAUGCUGAUGUUGCUGCCGUUUCUGCUCCGCCAGCACAAGGCGUGGCGUAAGUGCAGGAUGCGCAUCUUCACGGUGGCACAGAUGGAGGACAACUCUAUUCAGAUGAAGAAGGAUUUAGCGACGUUUCUCUAUCACCUACGCAUUGAGGCUGAGGUGGAAGUAGUGGAGAUGCAUAACAGCGACAUCAGCGCGUACACCUACGAAAGGACUUUGAUGAUGGAGCAGAGGUCUCAGAUGCUCCGACAAAUGCGACUCUCCAAGUCAGAUCGAGAAAGAGAAAGGGUACGCUGGAGUUUUGACGACGUGUAUCUCUCGCCCAGGUUCAGGAGCACUGACGCCAACACCUCAAACCCCAUCAAAGAAGACAGAGACAGACAGGCCCAGUUGGUGAAGGACCGCAACUCCAUGCUGCGCCUGACUAGCAUCGGGUCAGACGACGACGACGACACCGAUGGCGGAGAGAGGGAGCGGCCGGUGAGCAGCAGCUCCGAGCACCACCGGCGCGUUCAGAUGACCUGGACCAAAGAGAAGACGGCGCACUACAGAGCCACGCACUCCGGCUGCUCCACGCCCGAAGGCUUCAGAGACAUGCUGAGCAUCAGGCCGGACCACUCCAACGUCAGGAGGAUGCACACCGCCGUCAAGCUCAACGAAGUCAUUGUGAAUAAAUCCCAUGAUGCCCGGCUCGUCCUGCUCAACAUGCCAGGACCCCCGAAGAAUCCCGAAGGAGACGAGAACUACAUGGAGUUCUUGGAGGUUCUGACUGAAGGACUGGAGCGCGUCCUGUUGGUCAGAGGCGGCGGAAGUGAAGUCAUCACCAUCUACUCUUGAUCGGACAGACGCUGGAAGACGGCGUUCAACAAGCGGCCGAUCGUGGAGAAGUGAGCAAGAGGGAAAUGGGCUGGUCUGUCGGCGCUGUGGGGUGUGGACGAGGUUGCUACGUCCAGCAUCCCACCAAGCCCAGCUCCCUUCAUCUUUUCUCUUUUCUGUCAUGAUGGUGCUUCAUGUUCCAGUUAUGUUGCCCUGAGGAAAUGCCAACACAGUUCCACGAUUGAGCAACACGAACCCAUAGCAAUCAGCUGUGUGUGUGUGUGUGCAUGUGUCUAUGUGUGUGUGUGUGUGUGUGUGUGGGAGUCACUCACCUGGAGGAUCUUUGAUCUGUUGAUGGGACCAGCAUUUAGUUUGAGGCAGGUGGGUUUAGGCAGUGGAUCAGUUAAAGCAAAUUUGUAAGAGAAUGGGUCUGAAAACAGGGCAGUCGCUCCACCAACAAAACUCAGGGUUGCUUUUUGUACAGAAUGUAUUUUGGACGUUUGUAGGAGUUUGCUAUGUGAGGCCUAAAUGUCUGAUAUCAAAGGAGUAUCUUUGUUUUUUUUAUUCUCUAAAGGCACAUAAAUGUUUAUUUCAGAACUUCGCAUGGAGUAGAAAAGUAAUAAUAUCCUAAACUUCAGGUUAACGGUCCGUCUUUUUCUUUUCCGUGUACUGGAAUACGUACUCAACAUUUUAUUUUGUAUACAUUAGAAGCCCCUGAUAAAAGUAACUUUAAAAUGAUCAUUCUUGCACAGAUAUAAGACUUUGCUGCUAUUUGUCCAAAACUAAUGUUGUGUAUUAGAAGCCUUGUAUGUUUUAAAUCGAAAUUUAGAUUCAAUCUAGAUUAACCCUGAGCACAAAUUAAAUUUUUUUUUUUUUAUAAAUAAAUGUCAGAGGUAAUUGUGCAAAUGCUCUUAACAAGGUAAUGAAAAUAAAGGGGUCAUAAUGUAGAUAUAUGGAGAAAAUAAUGUGAAACAAUAAUUCAGGUUUAUUGUUAAAUUAAAAAAAGCAAUAUUUAAAUUUUUAUUUUUUAGGACCCCUCCCCCCAUGUUUUUUUUUUUAAGUUGAAAUGCAAAGAUGUAAAGUGAAUUUAUCUCGGACCAAUUACUGAUGACUAAGCUAACUUAUGGCUUUGUCAUUUAUAAUUUUACAUCUUUUUUUUCCCCACUUGUGUUUUAUUUAGGGGUUUUUUCCCCAGCAUUUAAACCUUGUUCUUUGUUUUAGCUGAAAAGGGCUUUUCUAAAAGAAUGAUAAAGAACUUAGAGGCCCCUAUCAAUAGAUUAGUUUGAUUAAAAAUACAGCUGUGGUUAGAUGCGAGUGUUGAGGACGUAAGUUAGUUAUACGAUCUGAUUAAGUGAAGUCAGAGAGAAGGGUUGCCUUUUUGUUUCGUGCUUCUUAGUUUGUUGAUCUCAAAACAAAUUCCUGUAAAACCAAAAUGAUCCCUUACUAAGAACGUGACUGGAGGCUGUGGACCUGUGGCUGGCCCAGUGGACUGCAUGAGAUCAG